GUUUGUUUUGGAUCUACCAGUAGUGUCGAUGUUUAUUUGUAUUGGUCUUAUAAUAAGUUCCACAUCAGCAGAGACAACUAUACCAGCAGGGUAUCCAAUUGAAUUACAAACGGUGAUUUGCGAAAAUGAUGAUGGUACAAUAUCAUGCGACGAUGAUUUUAUCAUAAUAAUAACUAGCUCAACGUACGGGCGACUAGAUGGGACAACCUGUGGGCCUGCAGAUAAUUAUACUGAUCCGUGUACAAUUGAUUCCAAAGAUUGGGUUAUGCAGCAGUGCAAUUAUAGUCCAUCUUGCACUUUCAAACCAGGCGAUAUUAUUAUUACCGAUCCGUGUCUUGAUCAAUUAAAGUAUAUGACAGUUUCGUAUGUAUGUGCAGAUUCUAGUAUGUUCAAUACUGACACAACAAUAGCUGCAACAGAAGAGACUGUACCAGUGGAUCCCAUAAUAAAUUCUGAAACAACAACAACUACGCCAUUGGAGACUGAACCAGAAGAUCCCAUAAUCAAUUAUGAAACAACAACAACAACACCAUUGGAGACUGAACCAAAAGAUCCCAUAAUCAAUUAUGAAACAACAACAACAACACCAUUGGAGACUGAACCAAAAGAUCCCAUUAUAAAUUCUGAAACAACAACAACUACGCCAUUGGAGACUGAACCAGAAGAUCCUAUAAUCAAUUAUGCGACAACAACAUCUACUCCGGUGGAGACUGAACCAGAUGAUCCAAAAAUCAAUGCUGAAACAACCACAGCUACAACAGCAAAGACUGAAGCACAAGACUCUACAAUAGCACCAGGAACAACAUUACCUCCUGUGGACGGAGAAUGGAAUGAUUGGAAUACUUGGACAACUUGCAAUGCUUUUUGUGGAACAGGAAAACAAUACAGAUCAAGGUCAUGCAACAAUCCAGUUCCAUCGAAUGGAGGUCAAGAUUGUCCUGGUAGUUCAGAGGAGUCUAAAGAUUGUGUAAAUGGUGAAUGUUGUGCGCCAAGAGUAUUUGACAUGGUUUUCUUGGUUGAUGUGACAUUUUCUUAUUACCGCAUUAGUUCUAUUGAGACCUUCGUACAAAAUGUAGCUAACGUAACAACAAUUGGACCUUCCAGAACAAGGAUAUCGUUGGCAACAUUAGGUUCCACUGUAAACCUGGAGUUUGAUUUUGUAACUCACACAUCAUAUUCAGAAGUAUCUGACGCUCUUAAGAGUAGUAUAUCAAAAAAGUAUGCAACACCAAAUAUUAAAGAGGCCUUAGAAUUUGCAAGGGGUACAAUGUUCACAACAGAGAAUGGGGAUCGAUCUGAUGUUAGCGAUGUUGUAAUCAUGGUUAUUUCUGAUAGCGUUGUUGACGAAGACGUAGAUAUUGCUGCUCAAAGUCUGAAGGAUAAAGGAGUUUAUCUGAUAGUAGCCGAAGAGGAAUCAUAUUAUAGUACAUCAUCCGCAGUAGAACCUGUGUCAGAUUUAUAUGCUUCUUUUUACUCAGCAACGACAUCUUAUUUAGCCUCAGUGCAAAGUACCAUUGAAAAUGGAUUUCCUUGUAACUACUUUUGUGCAACAUCUUUCUUUGCCUUAGAUUCUCCUUCAACUCUGUCAACAGGAAAUGACUCAAGUUCAGGAUAUUUAUAUGUUAUGACGGACAGUCCUUUCAAAGCUACGUGUUGUGGUGCAGCAUCAGCAUGGGAAUUUUUCGCGGUGAAUUAUGGUACUGUGGAAAUGAUGAUUUUUAGACAAACAUCUUCGAAUGACUAUUACUUAGUUGGAUCGACGUCCAUAAUAGUACCUGAGGAAUAUGCCAACACAACAGUUUCUUUCUCUUUGACGUCUUCAGAAAGAAUAGCGAUUGUUGAAGGUGACAUGUUGGCAUGGUAUACAAAUGGGCCUAAUAUGAUUGGUCAUGCUGAUUGUACUACAACAAGUAGAUCGGAUUGUCCACAAUACAACAAAAGACUACAUCUACCAAGUGCAAAAUUUAACGCCGGAGAUUCUAUUGACUUGUCAUCAGCAGAAACAAUAGCUAACAAGGGUUUCUCAAUAAAAGUGUCAACAACAAAUAACACAGAACUUACUUUGAUAACCAUUCAGAACGAAACAGAAAUAGAAGAGAGUACACCUAUUGGAACUAAAGUGUUAUACUUUAGAGUUGAAGAUACUGAUUUAAACGAUAACAUCACCUUUACCCUUUCUGGAGACAGUGAACUAUUUGUAGUUAGUGAAGUUCAAUAUGAAAAGGUUACAUUAAACUUGAAUUCGACAGUGCCUAGGAAUGGUGGUCCUUAUAUAAUCACAGUGACAGGGACUGAUUCUUGUCAGCAUUCAGCUUCGACAACCGUAACAGUUUCUACCUAUAACGCUCCACCUAUUAUAAACAAUUUGCCAUCUAUUCUCGAGAUCAGCGAGUCAACGACAUCCUCAAUAUUUCUAUACACAAUCAAUGUAACAGAUGCCACGAAUGAUGAAAUAUGUUGUACCUUAGCAUACACAUUGCCCGUCAGUUAUAAUUUUAAGUUUAUAGAGAACGCUGGAGUAUAUUCAAUAUGGACUGUUGAAGAGCCGGCAUUUGCAUACAACGAUAUAGACUCAUAUCGAAUCUUCAUAUGUUGUCAGGAUGCCCUUGGGUCAAGUAUGAGUUACCUAAUAUUGAGACUGACAGAGGAUACUGAAACUAUACAAUAUAUCCCUCCAGAUUGGUUCUACAGAGCAGUCAUUAUUUCUUUGCUGCCUAUAUCAUUUAUGACAAUACUUUCCGUUGCCACGCUUGUAAUUACCAUGUUUUUCCUAGACGGUGAUAUAAUAUUGCCAGAAAGGACUGAAACGACAGUUUUAAUCAGCAGAGAGCCAACACUGGUAUCAGAUGCCGACGAUGCUACUAUUCUAUCUGAAAUAGAUAAUACCACAAUUAAGCCUGUAGGCAAGAGUAUAGAGUUUAAGGACUUGUAUAAGAAUGAAGUCGUACAAAUACCUGUAUGGACAGGGAAAUUUCGUAAAGCUCCCCAGGAAACUACCCAUAACGCAUGGCGUGAAAUAUCAAAUCGUUCCUCUAACAUUGAGAUUGAAGAGCAAUCUAAUUUGCCAUCUGGAUCACGAACAAAAGGAGAUGCUUUUGGAGUACAAUUGAAGUUAUUUCACUUUGGUAAAAAGCCAAUGAAUUCACUUUCAGCAGAAGAAAAAGCAACGCAAAUGCUUCAGAAAAAGAAUGCACUGAAAGAAAAGUGGAAAGAAAUAAUUGCAAAGGCAGAAUCAGAUAAAAGAAAGAAAGAAAUAAAAAAGAAAACGGAAAACCAUGAUUUGACACCACCUUUAGAUAAACAAAAUUCACUCAUACAGAGUAGGAGAAAUUCAAUCAAUAUCGUUGACGAAAGAGGAAAAUCGCCAAGUAUAAGUGAAGAAAAUAGUAUAUCUCUAUUUAAGAAUAAAGCUUCUACCACAGUUAUCCAUGAAGACAAUUAUGACAUUUUUAUUGAGAAAAAGAACGAAUCGAAUGAAACAGAUAGUCUUGAUUUAAACAUUGGCAAACAGUCAUCCGAUAGUGAUGCUGACAAUACAAACGCAGACGAACAUUCUAGCAUUGCUAAUAUAGAUGCAUUGAAAGAUGAAAGUGAAAAUAUCAGUGUAUUCAAUGAAAUCGUUGAAACAGGUACUGCAGCUAUUGUAACUGAUAUGAAUAAGUGAUUUUCAUAUGACAUGUAAUGCAUUUUGUUGAACAGUUGAAUCAAUGUAACUUUCCAUUACAUUUUAGGUAUAUGAUGACAAAAUAUAUUUUCGCUUGCAUGAAAUUGUGAUUUUCAUAUAAUUUGAAAAUGACCAUGCCGUUGAUGAAGGUACUCUUUUUUAUCACUUUUAUAAGUUAUGAAGAGUAACAAUAUUUGUCUUUUUUAAACCGUAUACAAACAAAUUUUAGUCCUAUUUAAUUUUCCCUUAAUUCGCUUAUAAUUUAAUCAAAAUAUAGGUAUGUAAAGUACACAUACAGAUAGAUUUACCUUCUUGGAGUGUAUACCUAUGCAGCCAAAUCCAAUUUAAUAGGAAAUUUACUAUAUUUGUAGAAAUGUUCGGAAGGACGCUAGGCUGUAAAAGAUUUUUUAUACACAGCUGAGUUUAAUAUGAUAAGAAAUCACUUUUUGAUUUAACCAGAAUGACAUGUGACCCACUGGACAAACUCGGCUUUUAUUGUACAUUGUACAAAUUUCCCUCUUGAAUAUGAUAGAACUGGUUAAUGAAAUGGAAAAUCAAUACAAGUUAAGUUUAACAUU
This is a messenger RNA of Mytilus trossulus (common blue mussel), 4242 nucleotides long. Its product is annotated as mucin-2-like. Gene Ontology annotation, molecular function: calcium ion binding; carbohydrate binding. Lineage: Eukaryota; Metazoa; Mollusca; Bivalvia; Mytilida; Mytilidae. Gene Ontology annotation, cellular component: membrane. The record is from RefSeq and is a predicted model, not a curated record. The transcript is spliced from 22 exons. The coding region runs from base 29 to 3664 and encodes 1211 amino acids. Gene Ontology annotation, biological process: homophilic cell-cell adhesion.